AUGCUCCAGCUUCCCAGUGUACGUGACAGCAGCAACAGCACCACUGACGGUGAGCCACCAACGGUUCACAUCGACGAGGACCAGGACGAGGAUGUCGAGACAGACUUCCUGCUCACGGACUUUGACGCCGACAGCAGCAGCGACACCAACGACGCCAACUACGAUCCAGACACAACAGAUGCAAGUGACACCGAGGCAGGCGCGUUCACAGCAAGCAGCAGCGACGACACCAGCCUCACGGAGCCUGCAAGCAUCAAGCAGGCACUCAAGAGCCAGCAACGCAAGCAGUGGACUCAGGCGUGCUUGGAGGAGAUCGGGGGCCAUGGAGCGCAACGGCCACAGCACCAGCUGCACCAGCUCGACUUCAAGUCGGAUUACCUGCAGGCUGAUCUCAAGGAGGAGCGGUACAGGGAGCAGCCGCCGCACUUCACAGACAUCGGCGACGCCGCUCAACGAUACGCGGCCAAGGUGUGCCGGUUGCUCAAGCCGCCAUACGGUCUCAAGCAAGCGGGCAAUGCAUGGGCCAAGAACCUCCACACCUUCCUCAAGACCAACGGAUGGGCGCAGAGCAACGUCGACGCCUGCCUCUUCACCAAGCUCCACGACGACGGACAGCGCACAUGGAUCAUCACGUACGUCGACGACCUCAUCAUCAGCGGCAGCAGCGAGCGCCACAUCCGUGCCUGCAAGCAGCAGAUCAAGGAGAGCUUCGAGGCAGAGGACCUGGGCCCGCUCACCUGGUACCUGGGCCUUCACCUGACGUCACCAGCUGACGGGGUGUUGCACAUUGCGCAGACUCAGGCCAUCAACGACAUCGUCAACGACUACAACCUGGCAGCGGCAGCCAGCGUGUCCACGCCCAUGCGCGUUGGCAUCGACGCCUCCAGCAUCAGCGAGCAGCCCGACCGACGCCUGCCUUUCCGCAACCUCGUCGGCUCGCUCCUGUACCUGGCCAACCGCACGAGACCAGACGUCAGCUUCGCGUGCGGACUGCUCUGCCGUUACAUGGACCGUUACACGACGGUCCACUGGCAGGCAGCCAAGCACGUCGUGCGGUACCUGAAGGCGACGAGCGAGCACGGCCUCCUCUUCAAGCGACGCAGCGGCACGCGCAAGGACCAACCGCUGGACCUGGUGUGCUACAGCGACGCCAGCUUCGGCACAGACCAGCUGACGGGCCGCUCCACGACGGGCUUCACCUGCUACAUCAACGGCUGUCUUGUGUCUUGGAGCAGCCGGCUGCAACCCACGGUUGCGCUGAGCACCGCCGAGGCCGAGUACAUGGCCAUCUCCGCAGCAGCGCAGGAUGUCGUCUUCCUGCGGCAGCUGCUCAUGGACCUCGGCGAGCCCGAGGCUGGAGCCACCAAGAUGCUGACAGAUAACCAGGCGGCCAUCGCCAUCGGCAACGACCACGUCACCAAGCCGCGCACGAAGCACAUCCGGGUACGCCACCACUUCGUGCGGGAGCUCAUCGCCGACGGAACCAUUGUGCUGCAGCACUGUCCCGGCACGCAGAUGGUUGCCGACGCGCUGACCAAGGCACUGGACAAGCAGACCUUCGAGCAGCACCUGCCACGACUGCGUUAUCACCUUCUGCGCGAGCUCAUUGGCGAAGGCGUCGUCAAGGCAGUGUAUGAACCCGGCACAAAGCUGCUUGCAGACAUGCUGACGAAGGCCCUGCCUCGUCCAUCUCUGACGCAGUGCCGAGAGCAACGCGUGGAGACCUUCGCCAUCCACCACGAUGCCCUCAUGCUGCAGCCCGAGGACGAGGAGGAGGGCCACGCCAUCGGACCAGUGCCACCACAGCUGUGGCUCGCUGACAGCGGUGCCACGGCGCACAUCACCAGCGACGCCUCCCUCCUCACCAACUACGUCGCCGUCACGCAGCACAUCACCGUUGCCAACAGCCAGACCGUCACGGUCAUCGGCAAGAGCGACGCCGUGCUCCGCGUGACUGGCACAGACGGCGCUCCAGGCACCAUCACGCUGAAGAACGUGCUGCAUGUCCCCGACAUCAAGUACAACCUUCUGGCGCUGAACCUGGUGACUCGCGCGCGUCGUGGUGCUUCCGUCGUCAUUGCUGCGGACGACAGCCGUAUCCAGUUUGCCACAUGGAGCGUGCCUCUGCUGCCGUCCAAGGACACCGGCCAUCUCUUCCUCUACGCCAGCACCACGACCUCCCAACAAGCCACGGCGCUUGCGGGGGAGCUCGUGCACAGCAGCGAUGGGGAAGCCGAGGAUGCUGACGAGGGCGCCUCUGCACACGACGUGCUAGGCCAUCGCAGCAGCGCGGCCGUCGACGCCAUUCGGCAGCAGAUCGCCCAGGCCUCUUCCAAGCACAUCGUCACCUGUGGACCAUGUGCGCUUGGCAAGAGCACGCGCGCCUCCAUCCCGAAGCAGUCUGCUCCACGCAGCGCUGGGCCAUGCCAGCUGCUCUACGCAGACAUCGCCGGUCCGCUGGAGGAGACGUCGCUGCGAGGUGCACGCUACGCGCUGACCUUCAUCGACGACUGCACGCGCUUUGCCUGGACGUUUCUCAUCCGGCACAAAAACGACAGUCAGGACUUCACCGACCUGUGCCUGGCCUUCGACAUCAAGCAGCGCUUCUCGCCACCGCACUCGCAGGCCAAGAACGGAUCCGCAGAGCGCACUUUCCGCACCCUCUUCGAGACGGCGCGUACGAUGCUGUUUGCUGCGGACCUGGACAAGCCGUUCUGGGGCUUCGCCGUGCAGCACGCCACGCUGCUGCACAACAUCGCGCCACGCAGGAGCCUCAAGGACAAGUCACCGUUCGAGGCCCUGACUGGGCACGCCUUCGACGUCAGCCUGUUGCGCGUCUUCGGCUCGCCGGCCUACGUGCAUGUGGAGAAGAGCAGCACGCGGCACAAGCUUGACCCACGCUCACGCGUCGGCGUCUACGUUGGUUUCGCCGAGGAGGACCAGGCCCACGUCGUCUGGAUGCCGGACACGCGACGCGUUGUCCACACCAUCCACGCUCGCUUCGGCGCCAUCAAGAACAAGGACGUCGCCUCCUCUCAGCAGCAGCAAGAGCAGGACAACAGCGGAGCCUCUGCUUCGCAUGCCAACAAGAUCGCUCAGCGUUCAACCGAGGACAGUGCCACCGGCGCUCCCACUGCACCACGUGCGGGGGAGCCGCAGCUCCAGCCACGCGCCCUUGGCGGCUCCGUCUGGGACCAGCUGCUGGUGUCCGAGACCCUCGGCGACAAGGACACCUCUGGUGGCUCAACCACCACGUGUCACGUUGCCACCAGCGCUGCUGGUACGGGGGAGAAGACAUCAGCAGUGGGUGGUCAUCUACCAGACAUCGCUGCUGGCAGUGUUGCCACAUCAACUGAGCCAGCCACCGUCAAGGAGGCGCUUGCCUCGCCAGACUCUGAGGAGUGGCGCCAAGCCAUCCUGGACGAGUUUGCGGCAAUGCAGGCCAAUGACGUCUACGACGUCGUGCCUCGCGCUGACCUUCCCAAGGGCCACAAGCUGCUCCGCAGCAUGGUCAUCUUUCGGAAGAAGCGUGACGACCAGGGCAAGGUGAUCAAGUACAAGGCGCGCUGGGUUGCCAAAGGCUACUCCCAGGUCCACGGUGUCAACUACACGGACACCUUUGCCCCGACGGCUACCAUCUCAGCCAUCCGCACCACGCUCGCCAUGGCCGUCGCGCGUGGCAUGGACAUCCAACAGAUGGACGUCAACACGGCCUUCCUCAACGCGCCCGUUGAUCACGAGAUCUACGUCCAGCCACCGGCCGUCGACGGCAUCUUCUCGCCGAAUACGGUGCUGCGCCUCAAGCGCGGGCUGUAUGGGCUGAAGCAGAGCCCGCGCCUGUGGAACCACACGCUGGACGCCUGGAUGCGCGAGCAGGACUUCGUCGCCACAGCCACGGACGCCUGCAUCUACCGCCGCACCUGCAAGGGUGGCAAAGUGAUGUGGGUUGCCGUCUACGUGGACGACCUGCUCAUCUUCGCCGACAGCGACAGCGACAUGGCCGCGUUCAAGAAGGCCAUCUCUGUAGAAACACGACAGGUGGUGUGUGUGUUUACUGUAGGCAAACGCAACAAACAAGAACACAAGGAGAAUGCACAAGUACAACAAGCUUCUGCCUAA
Messenger RNA from Salpingoeca rosetta, 4119 nucleotides. RefSeq lists its product as uncharacterized. The transcript has 5 exons. Gene Ontology annotation, molecular function: nucleic acid binding. The record is from RefSeq and is a predicted model, not a curated record. Gene Ontology annotation, biological process: DNA integration. Bases 1 to 4119 code for a protein of 1372 amino acids. NCBI's taxonomy places the organism in Eukaryota, Choanoflagellata, Craspedida, Salpingoecidae.